CACGAAUUGAAAGUCAAACUUCAACUAGUAUAGUUAUAGAAACUGAGCUAAACAAGGAACAAGUAAAAAAAAAACGCGUCGGAAAUCUUACUUCUUUUAAGAGAUUGUUACCGUUAGCAGUAAUUAAUUUAAUAAAUAAAUUUUUGAUUAAAUUAAAGAAUUUUUAUAUCAGCGGGAAAACAUAUUACAAAACUAUUAUUAUAACAAAUCUAUGCAAACAUAUCAAAGAACAAGUAUAUUUUUAAAUUAGUUUCGUUCCUGAAAAAAAAUUGUAAAUAAAAAUAAGUUAAAAUGAUGAAAAGUACUAGUCAUGAGGAAAAUGGAUCUUUUAAUCCAACAUUUAUUGGUGAUGAUGGUAGAACUGAAAUAAGAAUAGAUAAAGAUGUUAAUAAAGAUAUUAAAUUAAAACAACUAAAUGGGGAUGAAAAGGUUGUCGUUAACACAAAAGAGCAACCUGAUCGAGAAUCAUGGAAUAAUGAUAUCGAGUUUUUAUUAUCAUGCAUUGCAAUGUCCGUAGGUUUAGGAAAUGUUUGGCGUUUUCCAUUUACAGCAUUAGAGAAUGGUGGUGGAGCAUUCCUUAUACCAUAUUUAAUUGUUUUAGCAUUAGUUGGAAAACCUAUUUAUUAUUUGGAAAUGAUAAUUGGACAAUUCUCUAGUAAAGGUGCUGCUAAAGUUUAUGAUUUUUGUCCAGCAUUGCGGGGUGUUGGUAUCGGCCAAGUCAUUGCAACAUUUUUUCAAACAACAUAUUAUGUUUCAAUUAUGGGCUUAUGUGUUCGAUAUUUUGUUGCAUCAUUCAAUACGGUUUUACCAUGGAGUAUUUGUAAUCCGAAAUGGGGUGACAAUUGUAUACCUUCAAAUGUUGAAAUAACAAAUUCAACAACUGAGAACAAUAUGACAAUAUUUGUUAAUAUAAGCACUGAUUCAUCUGCUGAAUUAUACUUUUACAAAGACGUAUUAAUUGAAAUUGAUAAUAUUAAAGAUGGCAUUGGAGCACCAAUAUGGCAAUUGGUGUUGUGUUUGUUAGGUGCAUGGAUAAUUAAUUAUAUCAUUAUUGUUAGAGGAAUAAAAAGUUCUGGAAAAGCGUCAUAUUUCUUAGCAAUAUUUCCCUAUGUUGUUUUAAUUGCAUUAUUAAUAAGAGCGGUUAUGUUACCUGGUGCUAUGAAUGGAAUAUUGUAUUUUAUAAAACCACAGUGGAAUGAAUUGCUAAAUCCAAAGGUAUGGUACAAUGCUGUCACCCAAUGUUUCUUUUCGCUAGGAGUUUGUUUUGGAUGUAUAACAAAUUACGCAUCAUUUAAUAAAUUCGAUCAUAACAUUUAUAGAGACUCCACAAUUGUUACACUAUUGGACACUUUCACAUCUCUUUUAGCUGGAUCAACAAUAUUUGGAAUUCUUGGUCAUUUAGCUCACGAAAUCGGUGCUGACGAUGUUGCAUCUGUUGUUAAAAGCAGUGCUGGUUUAGCAUUCAUUUCAUAUCCAGAUGCUAUAGCACGUUUUGAUAUAUUACCGCAAGUAUUUUCUGUAUUAUUUUUUGCCUUACUUUUCGUUCUCGGCGUUGGUAGCAAUACUGGAAUGAUAUCUUGUAUUAUGACAACAAUUCGUGAUAGAUUUGAAAAUAUACCAAAUUGGUUAUGUGCAGCAGUGAUAUGUUCUCUUAGUUUUUUGGUCGGUUUAGCAUAUGUAACACCUGGUGGCCAAUCAAUGUUAACUUUAAUUGACUUUUUUGGUGUGUCAAUGUUAGCAUUGAUUCUAGGAAUAUGCGAGCUAUUGUGCUUGGGUUGGAUUUAUGGUGUAAGUAGAAUAUGUCGAGAUACUAAAUUCAUGAUAAAUAAAACCCCGGGAAUAUAUUGGAAAUUGUGUUGGGCUUUUAUAACUCCAUUUAUAACAAUUGCCAUCACACUUUACUUUUUUGCUUCUUUUGAACAAGUAACAUAUAAAGGAGUAGUGUUACCACCUUGGGCAAUGGCAAUUGGAUGGAUUUCGUUUUUAAUUGGGAUUAUACAAGUACCUAUCUGGGCAAUUGUUGCUAUUUAUAAACAAAAAGGAGAUACUUGGAGCGAAAAAAUAAGUGAGUCUUUUAAACCAUCAAAAUCCUGGGGACCAAGAAAUUUUGCAACAAAAGAAGAAUAUGAUAAAAUUCAAAAUUUGCGGAAUCAAACACGAAUGUUUGAAAAUGAUGGAUUUAUUAGUUUUCUGAAACGAAAAAUUUUUAGCUAGUUUAGGAUCUAUUUUUUAAAACCAUUUUCAUUAAAAGUAUUUGUAAAUCAUGUUAUGUGUCUUUUAGUAUUAAUAUUGUUUUUAUACUUUAACUUAAUUUACGAUAAACUACGAGAAAAUUUUUUAUUUUUUUAUAUAUAUAAACCAGGAAUAAAAAUGUAUACUUUGAAUUUGUGAUAUUAUGUUGUAAAUUUAAGUGUAUAGAAUAUAACAGAACAUAUUAAUGUAAGACAAUAUCUACGGAGAAGAAAAAAAAAAAGAAACAAUAAACUGAAAAAUUUUAAUUUAUUGAAAACUACUUGUGACAAUGUAAAACUAUAGAUUUGGACAGUGUAAUGUAUUUAAGAUGAAAAAAAUGUUAGGAUAAGGCUAUACUUAAUUGAAUUUUUAUUUUAGUACAUAUGUAUAUCGCGAUUUUUUUAGUACACAUAAUGAAAUAGAUUUUUAAUUAAAUUUUUUAUAUGAUUAAAAUAUUAUGUAUUAGAAAAUAAAAUUAAUUCAAACUUGA
Molecule: messenger RNA, 2722 nt
Organism: Condylostylus longicornis
Lineage: Eukaryota; Metazoa; Arthropoda; Insecta; Diptera; Dolichopodidae
Product: sodium-dependent nutrient amino acid transporter 1-like
Exons: 9
Coding region: 292-2214 (640 amino acids)
Biological process (GO): sodium ion transmembrane transport
Cellular component (GO): membrane
Molecular function (GO): L-amino acid transmembrane transporter activity
Source: RefSeq, a predicted model, not a curated record